This is a messenger RNA of Clarias gariepinus (North African catfish), 1525 nucleotides long. RefSeq names its product BOLA class I histocompatibility antigen, alpha chain BL3-7-like. The coding region runs from base 280 to 1326 and encodes 348 amino acids. The transcript is spliced from 7 exons. The record is from RefSeq and is a predicted model, not a curated record. Lineage: Eukaryota; Metazoa; Chordata; Actinopteri; Siluriformes; Clariidae. Gene Ontology annotation, biological process: immune response. Gene Ontology annotation, cellular component: external side of plasma membrane.
CUACUGAGUCACGUUAAAGACUCGUUCAAAAAGAAUGAAUCAUUCAUUAACGACCCAUCACUAAUACGCAGUAGAUACUAUGUUUGUGUAUUUUAUUUCAAAUAUAAUUUUAUUAGGUCUCGUUAAAGACGCUGCCGACGUCACGUUGUGGGCUGACCUACGAUAAAGAAUAAAGUUUAAGGAAGUUAUCUUUCCUAUGUGAACGUUAGAGUAAUCUUGCACCUGAUCCUGUACAUUGGACCUCUGGAUCAAUACCGAAAUAUUAACCGGACCGGACUAAUGGAGAACAUAUUGUUAAUUACGUGUUUUCUUUAUGUUUCUGCAGACACACACACUCUGCAGUACCUCUACACUGCAGUCACACCUGGACUUACUGAUUUCCCAGAGUUCACUGCUGUGGGUCUGCUGGACGGAGAGCAGUUUAUGUUCUACAGCAGCAGCAACAGGAGUCUGAUCAUAAAGGACUGGAUAAAGAAGACUAACAGUGAGACCUACUGGAGGAGUGAGACACAGGACAUGCGGGGCAAUCAGGAUACCUUUACCAACACAUUCACAACGGCAAUGAAAAUGUUUAAUUACAGUGAAGGAGAUCACACACUACAGAGGAUGUUCGGCUGUGAGCGUGAUGAUGAUGAUGAUGUCACCACUAGAGGAUACGAUCAGUACGGUUAUGAUGGAGAAGAUUUCAUCAGUCUGAAUCUGACAACUGUAACCUGGACUGCAGUUAAACUUCAAGCUGUGACAAUCAAACACACCUGGGAGUCUAAAGGUUCUAAUAAACAUCAGAAGAACUUCCUGGAGCGCGACUGUAUCGAUCUGUUAAAGAAGUACAACAGAGACACUCUGAACAGAAAAGUUGUUCCUGAGGUGUCAGUGUUCCAGAAACACACUCCUUCUCCAGAGGUGGUGUGUCACGCUACAGGUUUCUUCCCCAAAGCACUAAACAUCACCUGGCAGAAGGACGGAGAGGACGUACAUAAGGACGUGGAGCUCAGAGAGACGUUACCCAACCAGGAUGGAAGCUUCCAGAAGAGAAGCAUUCUGAAAGUCCCAGCUGAGGAGCUGCAGAAACACAUCUACACCUGCGUGAUUCAGCACAGCAGCUUGAAGAAGGAGUUAGUGCGAGAAGUACCAAAAGACGGAGGAUCAGACGGAGGAUCAGACGGAGGAUCAGACGGAGCACCCAUUGCUAUCAUCACUGCUGUAGUCGUGGCUCUCGUCGCUGUUGUUGCUGGAAUUGUGGUUUGGAAGAAGAAGAACUCAGGCUUCAAACCUGUUCCACCCAAACCCUCCUCUGAAGGAGAUUCUUCAACCAACAACUCUUAAAGUGUGACUGUGUGACUUCCUGCUGAACUGAGAGAGUAAGACAUGAUGUAGUUUACAGUGUAAUAUGGAAUAAACAUCUGUGUGUGGAGUGAAAAUCCAGCAGAAAAGCCUGCAGUAACAUUCAGAGCUCAUCCUGUUUCUGUUUGGAAGGGAGAAUUUCACAUUGGUUACUAAAAUAUUCUACCGUGACUAUUAUAGG